Molecule: messenger RNA, 705 nt
Organism: Cooperia oncophora
Lineage: Eukaryota; Metazoa; Nematoda; Chromadorea; Rhabditida; Trichostrongylidae
Source: the annotation of a GenBank genome assembly
AUGAACAUUAUACAUGGAGCUGGAGAAUUUACAGCAGAUGAAGUCCGAGCAUAUCGUCAGCAAAUCUAUCAGAAUGUUAUCUCAGCCAUGAGGGUGUUGUUGGAUGCAAGGAGCAAGCUAAAUAUACCAUGGGAAAAACCGGAAAGGGAGAAGAAUGUUCCAGAAAUUAUGAAGUUCACUGUGGCCGAUCUUCUGAAAGGGAUCGAUUUCACAACAUUUGUCGACAUUUCCUCAAUUAUCGAAGAUUUUUGGAAUGACGCUGCCGUGAAGCAAACAUACGAAAAACGCAACUUGUUCCAAAUUAGUGAUUCCUGCCAGUAUUUUUUCGACCAUAUCAAUCGAAUAUCGAUGCCAAAUUUCUUACCCACAAACAAGGAUAUACUUUACUGCAGAAAAGCGACACGAGGAAUUUGUGAACACACUUUCGAAAUCAAUAAAAUUCCAUUCAGGUUUAUCGAUGUUGGUGGUCAAAGAUCUCAGCGACAGAAAUGGUUUCAGUGCUUCACUGAUAUUACUAGUAUACUGUUCAUGGUGGCUUCUAAUGAGUAUGAUCAGGUAAUUCUCGAGGACCGCCGGACGAAUCGAGUCGUCGAAUCACGAUCGGUGUUUGAAACAAUCGUCAACAACAGAGCUUUUUCAAAUGUUUCCAUUAUUUUAUUCAUGAACAAGAGUGAUCUGCUGAAAGGCAUCCCAGCCGCUUCCUAG